This is a messenger RNA of Erythranthe guttata (spotted monkey flower), 510 nucleotides long. NCBI's taxonomy places the organism in Eukaryota, Viridiplantae, Streptophyta, Magnoliopsida, Lamiales, Phrymaceae. The record is from RefSeq and is a predicted model, not a curated record.
AUGUCAAGAGCCGCCCCUGAAUCAGAGACUGUUACACGUAGAGAGAGAGAAUACAGAGGUGUAAGACUGUGCGACUCGGGCGCAUGGGCUGCAGAUAUAUGGCACCCUAUUUAUAAAGAUAAGGUGUGUAUUGGUACUUUCAGUAGCGCAGAGGAGGCGUCGGAAGCUUACGAAGACCGACGACUCUUUUUCGAGCUUAUCUGUAAGACUCAUCAUCUCGGUGUGUACGAUGAUUUGCUCUUGACCCAAAACAUUGUCGAGGAUUUUGAUGCUCUUUCCAUUGCUGAUGCCGAAGCUAAGGUGCUCGAUGAAAUGCCGCAUCAAGAUGAAAUCUCUGUCGUUGAUUUCGAUGAUGGCUUUGUCGAUGAUGACCCUUUUCGUUGGACAAAAACAGUUUGUGGAAAUUCAUAUCUGGUAGAAGAAACUGAACCCGAUCAAAGUUUACGACUCGAUCAAAAUGCAGCUCUAUUUUCCUUCACAAAAGAGUACCGGUCAAUAUUGGAAGCUUAG